AUGGUUUCAUCACGCAAACGGACCAUCCAAGAAACUGAUGACCACCUAGAAGAGCCCACACUACUUCAUCGCAUUCGAAAUCAGUGGCAGUUUGCCAACCUAUGUCAAUGGAUUUAUCUUUUCGGCAAGGUUGUCAAGAUAGACGAUAGUCUAGACACCGAGGACAUCGAGACUGAAUGCCUCAAACCGAAUGCACCCGUGCUCCAAGACAUUGGCCUAGCUCUUCUGAAAUUCAUCUCGUCACAUCGAGGCUUGACGCACGAACUAUUCGACGAGUAUACGAGGCGGCAAUACACAGCUAGGGCCCCUGAGAAAAACCCAUUCGGUGCAGAAGAGGUCGCUGCGAAGUUCGCCGACUUCGACGUGUCAAAGAAGAUCCGGAUUCUCCAGCAAUUAACACAAUGGGUCAUGGUUCGCCCCGAGCGUGUCAGAGAGAAGAUGGAGGAACAGAAGGACGUUGAUCAAGCCACCUGGCGGAUAGAACCCAUUGGCUGGGACAGAGACGACCGCACCUACUUUGUUCUCGACGACAACCGUGUGUAUCGCCUUACCGAUGCUCCACCGAAACCAGUCACCCCCAGAAAGAGGUCCAACAAAGCCAAGUAUGGCUCUAGGUCCAACAAAAGACGGCGCGUUUCUGCAGCAAACGUCACCGACAACCUGGAUCAAUCUGCGAAUGACCCCGAAGAAUCUACCCCCUCUGCGCCGGAGGAAGACGGCCUUGGUGGCAUGAAGUGGGAGUGCCUCGCUGUCACACUGGAAGAGGUACAAGUGCUCAUCGCAUCAUUUCUCAAAACCAAAGACGACAACGAGAAGGUAUUACGCGACUCGCUGCAAGAGCACUUGCUACCCAUUCUAGAGAAGCAGGAGGAAUCGCGGAAACGCAAGGAGCAACAGCGGGAGAAGGAACUGUUGAACCUCGCCAAGAUGGCAAAUGCCAAGCGGUCGAGCCGAAUUGCUGGCAAGGUUGAGCUGCAAAAGCAAGAGGAGAAGGCCAAGUCGGAGGCACAAGUCCUUCACGCCCAACAAGUUGCUGCGCGCAAAGAGGAACAGCAGCGGCUCAGACUCGAGAGAGAGCGUGACUCGAGGCUGCUAUCCCGUGAGAAUCGCCUCAAGGAUCGGGAGGCUCGUCGCUCACAACACGAAAGGGAGCUUUCGCAACUUUCCGAGGAUAAUCGCAGUACCUCGGGCCGUGCGUCAGAACGGCGACUGCAAGCCGAGAUUGAGAAAAACAAGCGUGCUCUCCGGGAGCUUGACGAUGAGGAUGAGGAGGACGACUGGAUCUUCGAUUGCAUCUGCGGCGUUUAUGGUCAAGUUGACGACGGCACGCAUAGUAUUGCAUGCGAGAAAUGCAAUGUCUGGCAGCACAGCAAAUGUGUGGGCAUCAGCGAGACGGAGGCUGAGCGGCCAGAAUUCCAUUUCGUCUGUCAGACGUGCAGGCGACGUGAAGAGGAAGCGGCUGUCAGACCGCGGACGACAAUUAAGCUGAAAGUCAAUCGCACAGGCGGCUCCUCAUCACCGCCGAAUAACCACCUUCUGAAAGCAUCUAGCUCGGAGACUUUCUCCAGCAAGCUGACGGUCGGGAUAUCCGUGCUUCCGCGGCCGGCAGAGGAGCCGGUCGAUGCGGGCAACACGGAGGCUCAGCAAGCAGGUCAAGCCGAUGUUCAGGCCGCUGAACACGGGACUAUCCCUCAGGAUGGCGGAUGUGCCACGAACGGCACUCAGGCCGUCUCUGCGGCUGGUCCCUCGGGGCCGUCAAAUCCAGCCAGCGGUACACCGUCAGCAAAAGGGGCUAGCCCCGAGCCCACGACCCCCAAGGCAGAUGAGAAGUCUCGUGGCAGGGCUGCUCUGUUUUCCAACAUGGAGUCUCUCCCAGACGGCAUUGAUGAAAUAUCCGCCAGUCCCAUGCGUUCAGGAGCAACGCCUGGCCCCCUUGACGCCUCAUCUCCCAGGCCGGGAGGAUCUAGCCUGAUGGCCACUCCCAUCAUCAGUCGCGAACACGGUGUUCCCGGCUCGGCACAUUCGUCAUUUACAUUGCCCUCCGCGGAGGCGGGACUCUCCCCAACCAAGAACUCCCCCCCUUUGCCCCGUCCACAACCACCUAGCGUCAAAACGCCGGCCCUACCUGCUAUCCUACCACCCAUCGCGACGUUGUCACCAUCUCCGCGUCAGCAAAUUCUGACCCCCCCAAUCAAGUCAACGGAGCCGGCCCGACGUUCACAACAGCCGGGGGCGAAUACUGGUGCUCUUUAG
Colletotrichum karsti is the source of this 2253-nucleotide messenger RNA. Its product is annotated as PHD-finger domain-containing protein. The coding region runs from base 1 to 2253 and encodes 750 amino acids. The record is from RefSeq and is a predicted model, not a curated record. Gene Ontology annotation, biological process: regulation of DNA-templated transcription. Lineage: Eukaryota; Fungi; Ascomycota; Sordariomycetes; Glomerellales; Glomerellaceae. Gene Ontology annotation, cellular component: RSF complex. The transcript has 5 exons.